UAUGAUUGUUUAUCUUGUUAAUUAAUUUUUAAGCCUCGUUCGUUCACCGAUGCUAUAGAAACGACCCACACUUAUCGGAAUGUUUUAUAAAAGUCGUAAACGAACUUCGACCCCGCUUAGCAAAAGGCAUACCCGAAUUGAAUUUGUCUCCAAUAGACCCUAUGGUUAUACCCAAAAUAUCAGUGACCAACUAUACAGGAGCCUCUUUAGGCGUUGAUGCAGAAUUCACCAACAUGACUUUUUACGGUGGCAAGGAUUUCGUCAUUAAGAACCACAGUCAAGAUUUUGACGCAGGAGAAUGUCACACAGUGAUUUAUAUACCAAAAAUUAAUAUGGUAACAAAUUAUAGAAUAAAAGGAAAAAUUCUGAUCCUGGAUAUUGAUAGCAGCGGAAAAGCCGAAGCUACAUUCAGUGACUUGGUUAUAACGGCAAAACUAAAAAUGAAAAAAUACCAAAAGAACGAAAAGGAACACCUAAAAUUCGAAAAAGAUAUUUUUGACAUUGAUAUUGGCAAAGCAAUUAUUCAUUUAAAUAACAUCUUUCCCAAUAAUCCAGAAAUUAGUGAAAAUACAAACCUAGUUAUCAACGAAAAUAUGGAUCUCUUAAUGCAAGAUAUUAAGCCUAUUGCGUUAAAAACAGCAAGAGACAUUUUGCUCAACCUUCUCAAUCGCGUUUACGAAACAUUCUCCUUCGACGAGUUGUGGCCUUUAGAGUAAAAUAUCUUCCGAGAAAGUACUUAAUAAAAACACACAUUUCCUUAAUAAAAUUAUAAUAAAUGAAAUAAGUACG
Molecule: messenger RNA, 789 nt
Organism: Agrilus planipennis (emerald ash borer)
Lineage: Eukaryota; Metazoa; Arthropoda; Insecta; Coleoptera; Buprestidae
Exons: 2
Coding region: 162-716 (184 amino acids)
Source: RefSeq, a predicted model, not a curated record